CUACAUCGCCCUUUUAAGGGGCAGCCCCCCGGCAGCGCGCGGCCCCGCCCCCUGCACCGGCGCGCCCCGCGGGGGAGCCGGGCUGGAGCCGAGCGCGCGGUCCGCGCGGCCACUGGAGACCAGGCGGCCGGCGGCCGGGCAGGCGGCGGCAGCGGAUGGGGACGCGGAGUCGGGCGGCUGUGGCUGUGGCGGCGGCCGGAAGCAGCUGGCGGGCCGGCGGCGGCGGCGGCGCUGGCGGCGGUGACAGGCCCAGGCCCCGGCGGCGGUAGCGACGCGGUGGCGGGCUGCGGGCGGGCGGCGUGAGGAGCAGCGGCGGAGCGCGGGGCCGCCGGGAAGCCAGGGCGCCGAGACGCCCCCUGCCCAGUCCUCGCAGGCCGCCAGGCCCCCUCCAGCCGGGGCCGUGGAGCACCGGGGCAAAGGCCGGGGCCCCCAUGAAGGAGCGCGACGCGGCCCCGGCCGAGCGGGGCAAGCCGGCCACCUACACCGGGGACAAGAAGGCGAAGAUGGCGGCCAAGACCAACAAGAAGUGGGUCCGGCUAGCCACGGUGUUCGCCUACGUGCUCUCCGUGUCGCUGGCCGCCAUCGUACUGGCCGUCUACUACAGUCUCAUCUGGCAGCCGGUGGGCGCCGGGACCUCGGGGGGAGCCGUCGGCCCGCCCCCCAGCGGCUCCAACACCACCGGCCCGUCUGGGACUUCGGGGGCGGCGGGGCCCAACACCACCAGGUCGUCCCGCCGCGAGGCGCCACGCGACGCGCCCCCGCUGCAGGCGGCGAGGCCGGCGCCCCCGGAGCCCGCUGUAGACAGCCCCCUGACCGGGCCGCUCGAGCGGCCGCGGGGGCCGGACGAAGACGAAGAGGAAGCGGCCGAAGAGUCCCGGAGUCGUUGAAUCUCUCCGUGUUGGGGACGGUCGGGAAUCAUCGUCCCCCAAGCCCCCAAGCGGGACUUUGCAGCAGGACCGGCUCCGGAGCCCGCCGGAGUGACCCCUACGCGAGCGUACGCCCCCACACACCUCAACGAUAGCCAGCUUGCCCCGGGAGCCGGUAAUGCACAACCGGAUCUUCAGCCAAGGGACCACGAUUCGCCGGGGACUCCGGGUUUGAUCUUCCCAGCACCGUGCAGCGCCGAGGGCCCUGAGCCAUAAGGGGAACUGGGGGGAUGGUGGGGAGAGCCUAGCACCCAACCCUUCUGCGCUGCUAGCUCUGGUGUUUCCUAAACGCAGGGGGUGACUCGGGCGCCCCCUCCCCAAGACUCAGGGGAAGGUAGGGAAUUGUGUAGGGGCUCUUUUUUAGUAAGCUGAGGCUCUCCCGAAGAAGAGAGCACCAAAAGUAGCGGAGCUCAGGUACGUCAACCUAGUUGCAGUGGCCAGACAUGCGUUUAAUUUAUAGAUCCCUGUAUAUAGUUGUUGACAUAUGCACUAGACGCUAUAAUCACAUAGGACUAUGUAUCUCCCCACACCCUGUGUAGCUACUGAAUGGUGGGGUCCAGCAAGGGCUAUUUGCUGGCCUUCAAACUGCACUUAGCCUGAGGGCACAAACACAGCUUUUAUUUUUCUUUUCCAUCACCCACUCUUUCACCUGUUCUCUUCCUGUUUCAGAAAGAUAAGUUUCUGACGUUCUUACACAAGAGUAUAAUCAUUCUUAGACUGCUACCAUGACAGUGGAAAAACCUUAGCAAUAGAAACUGUUUAGGGAGAGUGGGGACUGUGCUGAUCCCCCUCCGGUUCCCAUCCUAGUGCUCCCACCAAAGUGGCUUCCUGUUGUAGCUUGAAUCUCUGGAUCCGUGCCAGGGGCAGUGGAGAGAAAGAGUAAGGCUGCUGUGUUUAGAUUGGUCCCUUCCCCUCACAGAACUCCUUUAGGAAGAGCAAGCCUUUUUAAGUACACUGAUUGGCAAGUGUUUUCUCCCAUUCCCUUCUCAACUCCUCAACUAUCUUAUCGGUUCCAGAUCUUGUCUUAUUUAAUUUCUUGCUCUUCUAGAUCUUGUCUUACUCAUUUUUGCAUUUCCUAUUUUCUGAGCCCAACACAGCAGCUUGCUGUUAGGAACAAAAUCAGUUGCAAAACCAGAGCUUUGAUGUGGUUCUGAGUUGCUUUAUUGGGUAAGAAAGAGCAGAAGGUAGACUUCAGGCUCAGGAGUGUGCUUAGAUAGCGAGUGAAGAGACCGGCUAUGGGAAGAUUGAAUUGGCAGCUUGUCUUUCUCAUUCCUUAUAAGCUUCCACUUAAAUGCAGCCAACAAUUUUCUAGAGGUGGUGACACACACACACACACACACACACACACACACACACACAGAAACACACAGCUCCAGGGCAGCAGGAAUUAUUCUUUGUUUAGAUUCCAUUCCCUCCUGCCACUUGCUUUUAGGCAAUAGAGUGUGGGUAGUGACAGAGAUCAAACCCCCUAGUGUUUCCUUUUUGGGAAAUAAGCUAUUUAAAAAGAAACAAAACAGGAACCUUGCCCACCUUAGUCCUGAAACUGUCUAUCCACUUUUCUGGCCUACCUUGUAGUUAGCUCUGAUUCAGGUUUACAGGACAACAGUCUUGAUUUAAGCCAUGUCCUGUCCUGGGCAAGAAAAUAGCAACUAAGCUGGCAGCCUCCCAGCAGGCUGCCAACACCCCAAGGUGUCUGGGCUUGGAGAUUUCUUCACAGCUGAUGAGGACUUAAGUCAUUAGGAAGCCCAUGGGGACUUUUUAAAUUUUUGAUGAGAGACUGGGGGGAAGAAACAUAAAAUGCCACUUUGUAUCUUCAAUAAUAGCCUGUCAUUUAUAUUCAUGGUGUGAAUUUUUAGUCCUAUAUUUUAAUAAUUUGUAAAUUGAUCUCUUAUUCCAAGAAUCCUCUGGACUCGUGGGAGAGUGUCUGGGAGUCCAUUCCUCUUCCCCUCCUGACCCUGCUUUAUGGACUGUUUAAAUCCACUUUGGAUCAAAGAGUUCAGCAAGACCACUUGUGGUCCAGCUGGCCUCCUGACUCUAUAAGCCUUCACUGGAAUUGGGACAUUUUCUCCAGCCCUAGCUGUGAACAUGACCAGAGACAUUAUUUAUAAUUCAGCCAUUCAAGAUAUACCUGUACUUUAAAAGUCCUGUAUAUUUUUUAAAAGUUUUAUUUUUCAGGUGAACAAAAAUACAUUCUAAGAACUCUGCCUAA
This is a messenger RNA of Rattus rattus (black rat), 3135 nucleotides long. RefSeq names its product InaF motif containing 2 (gene Inafm2). Bases 432 to 887 code for a protein of 151 amino acids. NCBI's taxonomy places the organism in Eukaryota, Metazoa, Chordata, Mammalia, Rodentia, Muridae. The record is from RefSeq and is a predicted model, not a curated record. The transcript has a single exon.